Molecule: messenger RNA, 1628 nt
Organism: Aegilops tauschii subsp. strangulata
Lineage: Eukaryota; Viridiplantae; Streptophyta; Magnoliopsida; Poales; Poaceae
Product: thaumatin-like protein 1b
Source: RefSeq, a predicted model, not a curated record
AUGUUUUUUUUUUACAAAUUUCAAUGAAAUUUCGCCAAGUUUGUGUCAAAAUCGCCUAGUUUGCAAUAUUUUGUACGGAAUAUCGCCGAGCCCGCGGUGACCUGUGGACCGAUGACCGGGAACGAAGUCGUUCCCAAAGGCCAGUUUAGCGCCGGUUCAUCCCCAGACGGCUUUUUUUCAACGCCCUGGGGACCGAACAGCUGCAGAUGCUCUAAACUCGCAUGUGUCUAUAGCCGGCGCAGCGGAACGCGCCACUCUGUCUAGCAGUAUAUGAUGAACAUAUGGAUGCAGCUAGCCCAUGCCAAGCGACAAGCGUAUGUACGUGAGCCACCAAAAGUAUAAAUAAAUAACACUCGCAAAAGAAGUAAAUUAAUAAAUUCCACACCAAAAAUGCAAUUCAGUUUUUCUCCUGCACGCACGCACCCCCUAUCACCUAUCCCGUCUAUCUAUCUACCUACCUACUCCUGUGGUUCAUAGACAGUCUCGUGCGUGCAUGACAUGUACUCACGCCCCUACUUGCUUCUUGUAGGUCGGCACGCACUACUAUAAAUUUGACGAGAUAGAUGGAUGGAUCGAUAAAUCGAUCGAGGUGUUCUACCUAGCUUAGCUGCUUCCUGUGACCGGCCUUCUUCCCGUCUCCAACCGACUGAUGAUGUCCAAGGCCGCCGCCGGCGAUAAAGGCAAUGGAGCUUCUUCCACCUGCAGCAUGUGCAGGCAGCUGACCAAACUCUUUCCUCUCCACCUGACCAUCGUCCUUCUCCUCGGCGUCGCCACCAACGGUCGGCCGGAGGCGGCGGCGGCGAGGUCGUUCAGCUUCCACAACGCGUGCGAGCACCCGGUGUGGGUGGGCGCUCUCAACGGCGCCACAUCGCCGCGGCUCGCCCGCACCGGCUUCUACCUCGCCCCCGGCGCCACUGACGCCCUCGCCGCCCCGUCCUCCGGCGCCUGGUCCGGCAACUUCUGGGCGCGCACCGGCUGCGCCGUCGACGCCUCCACGGGCCGCCUCGCCUGCGCCACCGCCGACUGUGGCACCGGCGGUGUCUCCUGCGCCGGCCACGGGCCCGCCCCGCCCGUCACGCUCGCUGAGAUCACCCUCGCAGCCCCGGGCGGAGGAGGCCAGGACUUCUACGACGUCAGCCUCGUCGACGGAUUCAACCUGCCCCUCUCCAUCGCGCCCAACAACAAUGGGGACGGCGGUGCCUGCCGCGCCGCAGCGUGCGCGGGCGACGUGAACGCGGUGUGCCCGUCGGACCUGCGUGUGGUGUCCGGCUCCGGCGAGGUGGUGGCGUGCAAGAGCGCGUGCAACGCCUACGGCAGCGCGCGCUACUGCUGCACUGGCGACUACGGCACGCCGGCGAAGUGCGGGCCCACGAACUACUCGCGGGUAUUCAAGGCCGCCUGCCCGGCCGCCUACAGCUACGCCUACGACGACGCCAGCUCCACCUUCACCUGCGCCGGCGCCGCCACCUACCACAUCACCUUCUGUCCCGUCACCUGAUUAAUGGCACACCUAAUUCGUUCAUUAUAUACAGUAAUUAUUACUUUAUCACACGAAGUUUAUUUUCUUCGUGAAAAAGUAUACACAGUAGAAAAAGGAAGUAUAAAUAUGUAUUUUUACUUUGGUGCAA